Achroia grisella is the source of this 2022-nucleotide messenger RNA. Its product is annotated as sialomucin core protein 24-like. Gene Ontology annotation, cellular component: cytoplasmic vesicle. Lineage: Eukaryota; Metazoa; Arthropoda; Insecta; Lepidoptera; Pyralidae. The transcript is spliced from 3 exons. The record is from RefSeq and is a predicted model, not a curated record. Bases 173 to 811 code for a protein of 212 amino acids.
AAUCCAAUCGUCGACGUCAAAUCAUAGUGUCAAUUAGUGUCAAACUUGAAUAAAAUCGAAUUUUAUUUUACGUUUCUUUUUGUCUUGUCGUUUGGUCAGCAAGUAUCUGAUUAGGAUUAUUCAACAAUUAUUCAAUUAUUUAAUACAGGAACGUAUAUAAUAUUAAACAAAUAUGAAGAAAGUGUUAUUUAUUUGUUUGCUAUCUUUAGCAACAUGUCUGAGCCAAGCGGAUGUUAAACAAGAGACUCCUGUGAAACCAUUGAGUCCAGCAAUACCCAAAAAUGAGGCUGCACAAACUCCAACACCUGCAAACAAAGAAGCAGCUCCCCAAACAAACACUGAUAAGAGUCCAAUACCACCAGUUCAAACACUCCAAGGAACACCACAGAAUCCUCCGACAACUACAACUAAAGUAGAAGAUAAUGCUACAAAAUCUAAUGCUACAGAAAAUAAUACAACUCCAGACAAAAAGCAAGUAGACCCAAAUGUAGUUACAAAUAAUACUGCAACUGAUACAACCAAACCUAGCAAUGAAACUACAACAAACAAAAUUCCUACAACUGAUGAUACCAACAAAACUCCAAGCAGUAGCACAACAGUACCAGAACAUGCAACUACCAAGAAAAAUGAGACUCAACCUGAAGCUACUACCAAACCCACCAAUACUGAUAACCAUGUUCUCCAAGCCAGAGGUUUUGACGGUCCCAGUUUCUUCGGAGGCAUCAUACUGACCCUCGGCCUGCUAGCCAUCGGUUUCAUGGGUUUCAAGUACUACAAAAAUCAAACUGAAAGAAAUUAUCAUACUCUCUAAGAAUAUUUUAAGUUUCUCCAACCUUCAUAUCUAUUUAUAUAUAUAGCUUGAGUUCAAAUUGAGAAGUUUAUUUAUUUUUUCAUUCACUUAGAUUUGAAUUUCGAAUAUUUUAGAAUACAAACAGGGUUUUCGGCGUUCACUAGUUGAAGCAAUUUGUUACAAAUCCAUAUUGAUAUGGUGGCGGCUGAUAUAUUGGUAUUUUAGUCUGGACACGAAUUUAACUUUAUUCUCAUUUUAUUUUUAUUAUAAUGUUGUAGAUUUUAUGUUUUAGUAUAAACAAGCAUUUAUAUCACAGGUUUCGCGUGUUUUAGUGUAAUCUCUGUAAUAUAAGAUAAUAUGGCUCCAUUCCAUUUUGCAAGCCAAGUUUGUGAUGUUAUUUGAGUUGCUUGGGAUGUUCUGCGCAUGUAGUCAUAUUAGAUAACUUGAUAACAUCCCAUGCUCGGCUUGAAUAAUGAGGAUCAGCUUUUAUAUAUGCACCUAUAGUAAAAUAUUGUGAUCUGUAAAUUUGAUCUAUUGAAGGAGACUUUGUAUUUUUUUUAUUUUGUUAUGGCAAUUGUGCAAUUUAGUUUUUAGUUUUGCAGAUUAAAAGCUGUGCCAUCUUUUAUCUUCCACAUUUUCGUUUUUCUAAUGUAACUACACUAGGCAGUUUGAAUUUGCACUGAAUCUAUAAAAACAAUGUAUGUAGUCAUAAGUAUAUGAUUAAUUAUUAAGUGUUAAUGUAUAAGGCAACGCAAUGUGAUGAUGAAAAUAAGGGUCUAAAAUAGUACCUACAUUGUUGUGGCACAAUUAAGACAAUGAAUCUCCUAUUGGCAUUAUUCCUAUUGUAUUAUUAUAUUACUAGCUUGUAAAGUGCAAAAUGAAGAUAUUUAAGAAUCUCCAAUAACAUUUUGGCAUAUGCUGAUCAAAAUUUUAUGAAAAUCUUGCCCUUUAUACACAACGGCAUAUGUCUGAAAUGUGGUUUAUAAAACGGACAGUACUUUUUUGUGCCACAACAGUAUUUUAUGUUUUGUUUUAUUUUUAUUUUGUAUAGUAAAUUUGCAUGCCAAUUUGUAAACUGGGAAAGUUGAUUCCAUCCUAAAGUGCUCUUAAAUCUGAACUAUAUAUGGAUAAGUAUUCAAAAUGGUUUACAAGCCACUAUAUAGAUUUUCCUGUCAUCUUACUGCUGCUCUUAUGUCACUAAAUGGUUAUGUUAAUAAAGGUAUAAUACCAAG